AUGGACCGUUCCAGAGCCUCCUCGUCGGUUUUUUCGUUUCGUUAUUUUCUCAUUUCAUUGCCUGGGGAGACCGAAGCGGUGCUUCUCCUCGACCAUGAGUCCUCUCCGUUCUCAUCGGUGCCACUGAAAUCCACAUAGCACCGCCGUCCUGAUCUCCGUCGAUCCCUCCCCCGCCUCCGACUAGGUUGCGUUCCGAAGCGCGCCAAAUCGAUCCGUUUUCGCUCGUUCUGGUUCGUGCGUCUCCGGAUCUGAAUCUGGCUUUGGAUCUGGUAGCUCCGGGAGAGUAGCGGCGAACGGCAGCCAUGGCGCACAGAGUAGAUCACGAGUACGAUUAUCUCUUCAAGAUCGUGUUGAUCGGAGACUCAGGCGUCGGGAAAUCGAACAUUCUCUCGAGGUUUACCAGAAACGAGUUCUGCUUGGAAUCCAAGUCCACCAUCGGAGUUGAAUUCGCCACGAGAACGCUUCAGGUAGAUGGAAAGACAGUGAAGGCACAGAUAUGGGAUACAGCUGGUCAGGAACGGUACCGAGCUAUCACCAGUGCUUACUAUAGAGGAGCUGUUGGUGCAUUGCUAGUCUAUGACAUAACAAAAAAGCAAACAUUUGACAAUGUCCAGAGAUGGCUUCGUGAAUUGAGAGACCAUGCAGACUCAAACAUUGUCAUCAUGAUGGCGGGAAACAAGUCAGACCUGAAUCAUCUCAGAGCUGUCCUGGAGGAGGAUGGUCAGGCGUUGGCUGAAAGAGAGGGACUUUCAUUUCUCGAGACAUCGGCAUUGGAAGCACUGAACAUCGAGAAGGCAUUCCAAACAAUAUUGACGGAGAUUUAUCAUAUCAUAAGCAAGAAGGCAUUGGCAGCUCAGGAAGCAGCUGGGACAACUGCAGCUCCUGGUCAAGGAACCACAAUCAAUGUCUCCGAUUCUUCAGCGAUGAACAAGAAAAGCUGCUGUUCUGCUUAAGAUGACAUUUGAAAAGAAGAUUUGCUUGUAACCCGAGUCCUUUAAUAUAUUUUUUUUUUGUUUUAAAAUAUUUUUGAGUGAAGUAGAUUUGUAGAAUACUUCAUGGAGUCGUGAUGAGAAGAAAGCUUAUGAAAGUAAAAGAGGGAAUUAUUGGUAGUGUAGGAAGAAAGAUCAGCUCUUUUUUAUGCUUCACCAUUAGUUGUUGCCGUAGAAAGGAACUGACUGAUACAGUGUGUGGGUGUGGGCGUGGGGGUGGGGGUGGGAUUGAGCCAUCUCAUUUGGGUGAGAAAGAUAUUGCGGGGAAGAGAGGCAGGUUUUUUUUUAGUGUAGUUUUCCUUAUGGCUGGCUUUGUUGAGUACUUCUAACUUUGGUAAUAAAAGCUCUUCGUAUUGUGAUA
Malania oleifera is the source of this 1350-nucleotide messenger RNA. RefSeq names its product ras-related protein Rab2BV. The transcript has 2 exons. The record is from RefSeq and is a predicted model, not a curated record. Lineage: Eukaryota; Viridiplantae; Streptophyta; Magnoliopsida; Santalales; Ximeniaceae. Gene Ontology annotation, cellular component: endosome. Bases 303 to 953 code for a protein of 216 amino acids. Gene Ontology annotation, molecular function: GTP binding; GTPase activity.